Molecule: messenger RNA, 1726 nt
Organism: Wasmannia auropunctata (little fire ant)
Lineage: Eukaryota; Metazoa; Arthropoda; Insecta; Hymenoptera; Formicidae
Gene: spn-F
Exons: 5
Coding region: 404-1459 (351 amino acids)
Source: RefSeq, a predicted model, not a curated record
UCGCCAGUGAAAAGUGGAGUACAGCUCCCCUCUCGCAAUAAGUUGCUAUCGAGAUUAACGAUAAAUGGGGAAUCACCGCGUUAUUUCGUCGUAAUACAACGACUCUUGCAAAUGUUAGCCAGGAGUGGCACCGAAAAUACGUGUCACUUUUCGCCGAAAUAACUCGCGUGAGCGUAUCCGGGGCGUACUUGUAGCUGUUCUCGGACAAGAUGUAAGAGGUUACCUAACCUCUCGCAUCCACGACGAGUGAACGCAUCUUCGGCAGAGCAGAGGCGAGGAGGAGGUCGACGGAGUCGCGUGACGCUUUCAGAAGCGACGCGAUCACGGAGCGUCGAGCCACGCUUGUCACACCUCGGUUCUAAGCGAGUCGCGCGGGUCGCCCCGUCGACCGACGUGUCGCACGAUGAACGACAUCGAGAACGGGGAGACCGACACCUUCGGAUCGUACUGCGCGCUGCUGGUCGCCUUCAAGACCAUGAAGGAACGUUGCCAGCAGCUGCAGACGCGACUGGCGACGGUGGAGGAGGAGAACAUGUGUCUCAGGCUCGAGUGCGGCAGGGACAUGACCACGGCUAUUGUCAAAGUCGACAAGAACGACAGGUCGCCGCUGCAAUCUCUGCAGGAAAAGAUAGAGGAACUGACGAAACAAAAGUCUCAGCUGUCCCAUCACGUUUUCAUGGUGGCCGCGGAGAAUCGUCAGUUAUGGAACAGAUUAACAAGAUUGACAAAAACUAACAAGUCAUUAGGUAGCCAAUUGACUAAGAUCUCGGACACGCUUAAGCAACAUCCCACUAUGCAGUCGUCCGAUAUUAUUACAUACAACUUUCGCGAUGUGUCUGAUUUGGACAAACAGGAGGCCAAGACGUACUUACUAACUACGGAUGGUGAAAAGGAGCAAAGCUUGGAAGAAAUAUCUCUUAGGCUAAUAAAUAGUAUUAUGCUGGAGAAGUCCGAUCUCGAACAGCAGUAUGCAGAGAUGGUGGAGUUACACAAUAGUUCCGAGUUAAAUUUACAAGCCGUCGGUUUUACGUAUCCAGAAGACUCAGACACUGAUUCGCUGGAGCAACUGAAGCAGCACGAAAUUCGGUUGUCUCAAACUAAGGACGCCUUACUUGGGCAGCAAACUAGGUUGAAAAGGGCAUUACAGAAUUUAAAAAAAAUGGGAAAAGGGGCGAUAUGUAACAAUUGUCGAAAAAAUGCGAAUAAGAAGAUGUGCCAAACGGGUACGCAAUUCGACUCUGAUGACAGUUUCAAAGAACACGGAGCUACUCAGACUAGUCUCAUGACUCCCAGUCUUUCUAUGGAAAAAUGUCCUAAUCAGAACGACAACGUGGACAAUAUGUGCCCGUUGUGCGGGAUUGCCUUCGGAAAGUGCGUGCCGUUUCCGGAUUUUCACGAACACGUCUUAAGUCAUUUCACCAAGGAAGUGUCCACAGAGGAUUUCGAGCUUAUACAUUGAUUGUGGCAGUCGAAACCAGUGAUAAAUUGUUACACACGUGAAAUUUUCUUCGGACUUCAACGUGUAUAAAAGAAAAUUACGGUGAUAGGGAAUACGAAAUAUUGAAAUAGAUAAAAUAUCGCUCGACCGUAGUGUAAAUUAUAUGACAAUACUGCGCGUUACAGAAGUAUUUUUUGUUAAUAUUAUCCUCGUACGAAGCUGAUUAUUCUAGAAUCUGUAUUCAACUUAGUUGAGGUUAGGGAAUAUAAGAAAAAAUGUGAGCGAUCA